CGGUGCGGGCGCUGCCGGGGAGGCGGGCGGGAGGCGGGCCGGUGACUCAUGGCUUCCCACCGGCGGCGGCUCCUCCCCGCGGCCGCCGGCCCCGCGCAGCCCCCGGCACAUGGGCCGCGGCUCCGGCAGCGCGGAGCUGGCCAUGGCCGCACCGCCCGCCCGCUGCCCCGACUGCCCGCGGCCGGAGCGGGGGGGCGGCGGCGCGACCCCCGCCGUGCCACACCUCGCCAUUGCGGUGGACGAGGGGGACGUGCUGCCCGGGGCGCUGCGGAUCGUGCGGCGCCUCAGACCCGCCUGGGACCCGGCCACGGUGAAGACCAAGCUCUUCACUGACGGCAUCACCAACAAGCUGGUGGCCUGCUACACGGACGAGGGCAUGGGGGACGCGCUGCUGGUGCGGGUGUACGGCAGGAAAACCGAGCUGCUGGUGGACAGGGAGACGGAGCUGAGGAACUUCCAGGUGCUCCGAGCCCACGGCUGCGCCCCCGACCUCUACUGCGCCUUCCAGAACGGGCUCUGCUACCAAUUCCUGCCGGGAAUCGCGCUGGGACCCGACCACGUGAGGGAUCCUCACAUCUUCAGGCUGGUGGCGCGGGAGAUGGCGCGAGUCCACGCCAUCCACGCCAACGGGAGCCUCCCCAGGCCCAUCCUGUGGCAGAAGCUGCGCAAAUACCUCAGCCUGGUGAAGACAGAGCUCAGCCCAAAGGUAUCCAACGCCAGCCUCCCGCGGGACGUGCCCAGCCCCGAGGCGCUGGAGCAGGAGCUGGCCUGGAUGGAGCAGACGCUGUCGCAGCUCGGCUGCCCCGUGGUGCUGUGCCACAACGACCUCCUGUGCAAGAACAUCAUCUACGACAGGACACGAGAGCGCGUGCGCUUCAUCGACUACGAGUACACCGGCUACAACUACCAGGCCUUCGACAUCGGCAACCACUUCAACGAGUUCGCAGGUGUGAAGGAGGUGGAUUACGGCCUCUACCCCAGCAGGGAGACGCAGCUGCAGUGGCUGCACUCCUACCUGCAGGCCUACAAGGAGCUCACCCAGGGCCACCCAGGUGACAGCCAGGUGUCCCAGGAGGAGCUGGAGACCCUCUACGUGCAAGUGAACAAGUUCUCCUUGGCGUCCCAUUUCUUCUGGGCCUGCUGGGGGCUGAUCCAGGAUAAAUAUUCCACCAUAGACUUUAAUUUCUUACGAUAUGCAAAGCUAAGGUUCAAACAGUACUUCAAGAUGAAGCCAGUGGUCACAGCCCUGCAGCUCCCCAAGUAGGGGCACCCCCAGCUCUCCUGUCCUGGCUGUGCCCUCGCGCCCCCUUCACCCCUUUGCCCAGGGGGACACGAGGAGCCUUGCCCGGCCACCCCCGUGCCAGGAGAACCUGGCCACCCCCAAGAGUGGACCACGAGAUGCUGGAGAGGACCAGGGCCCGGCGAGGCCCCAGCCCAUGCCAGGACGCCUCACCACCGCCUUAACGCCGAGCCCCGCUCGGCCCCGGUGCCCGGCAGGUCCGUGCCCCGCUGGCACUGCUGCUGCUGCUGCUGCUGCCUGGCACUGCCCCUUCCCCUGCGCUGGCCCUGAGGGGGACACGGGGUCACCCCAGAGCUGCCCCACUUUGGUCACUUUGGCUGUCCCCUCCUGCCCUGCUGGGUGCCACCCCCAAGCAGCGCUGUCCCAAGUCCCUGCUGGCCCCAGGGACAGGAACCUUGUCCCUUUGGGGUGGCAGCUGCUGGCAAAGGGGCAGUGCCAGCCGUGAGCCCCUGGCACCAAUGGGGUGCUGCUGGUGGGCACUGGGUGUCUCUACAGCUGCCCCUGCCUGUCCCCCCUGUCCCCUUGGCUUGGUGGCUUCUCCCCUGCCCUCAUCUCUGCCCUCAGGAUCAGGGGACAUCCAGGGGGGUUUGUCCUGCCUGUCCCCACUGUCCCCUUGGCUUGGUGGCUUCCCUGCCACUGCCAGCUCUGCCCUCAGGGUCAGGAAGGUCUGGGGACAUCCAGAGGGAUCUGUCCUGCCUGUCCCCACCCAUCCAGCUCCUGGCAGCAAUCAGGGCCCUGUGCCCCACCCCUGGCCAUGGGCACAGGGUGACAGUCCCUUCUCUGGGAACAGGGGUGUCCCCCAGAGCCCUGUGCCACCCCUGGCCAUGGGGACAGGGUGACAGUCCCUUCUCUGGGAACAGGGGUGUCCCCCAGAGCCCUGUGCCACCCCUGGCCAUGGGGACAGGGUGACAGUCCCUUCUCUGGGAACAGGGAUGUCCCCCAGACAGUCUCAGGGCUGCUGGCACCUCCCUGUUUGUUUCAAUGGGAAAUAAAAGCUGCUGGUAGCUGGAAUUUGGGGCUGGUGGAUCUGGGGGCUCUGGGGGUGCUCCUGUCCCUUCUGUACCCCGAGAUGUCCCCAUUCAACCCAGGCCCCCCACUCUCUGCUCCAAAAAAGUCACUUUUAUUGUGCCAAGGGCCAGGGGGAGGAACGAUUGUAAACAGGGAUGUGAAAUAUACAGGUUAAGUUACUCGUCGUCUUAUUAACAAAAUAAAGCUCUAUCUAUA
Zonotrichia leucophrys gambelii is the source of this 2524-nucleotide messenger RNA. It is a transcript of the gene ETNK2, whose product is annotated as ethanolamine kinase 2. The record is from RefSeq and is a predicted model, not a curated record. Lineage: Eukaryota; Metazoa; Chordata; Aves; Passeriformes; Passerellidae. Bases 110 to 1264 code for a protein of 384 amino acids. Gene Ontology annotation, cellular component: cytoplasm. Gene Ontology annotation, molecular function: ethanolamine kinase activity. The transcript is spliced from 8 exons. Gene Ontology annotation, biological process: phosphatidylethanolamine biosynthetic process.